AUUCAAAUGGGUUUUCUAGAUUUGAGAUAAUAUUUCUGUUGGGUAUUUGACAUAGUUAAGAUCUCUUGAAGAUUUUAUCUUCUGGGUCAAAAUUGUCUAUAUAUAAUUUCCUUUUUUCUGACUUAAAAGGAACAACAAAAAAGCAAGUUGUCCAACUUUGGGAAAAUCGAAAAGUUGUUUUUUUCUUUGUCGAGAGACGACGGUCACUUUUGCUUUAGUGAAUUUAUUUGUUUCACGUUCUUAAAUCCUCAACUUGAAUGAUGUUGACGAUGUCGAAGACUGGAGCUUUAGAUCUUGCAUCUGGGCUUGGAGGAAAGAUCAACAAGAAGGAGGUUGAAUCUGCUGUGGAACAGUAUGAGAAGUACCAUGUUUACCAUGGUGGGGAUGAGGAAACAAGGAAAACUAAUUACAGCGAUAUGGUAAAUAAAUACUAUGAUCUUGCUACUAGCUUCUAUGAAUUUGGCUGGGGAGAGUCCUUUCACUUCGCUCCCAGAUGGAAGGGGGAGUCCUUACGUGAAAGCAUCAAGCGUCAUGAACACUUCCUGGCACUCCAACUAGGAUUGAAAAGUGGAAUGAAGGUAUUGGACGUGGGUUGUGGAAUUGGCGGACCAUUAAGAGAAAUAGCUAGGUUUAGUUCUACAUCCAUUACUGGGCUGAACAACAAUGAGUACCAGAUAUCUAGGGGAGUGGAGCUAAACAAGGAAUCGGGAUUGGCUGAAAAUUGUAAUUUUGUUAAGGCUGAUUUCAUGAAAAUGCCAUUCACAGAUAGUACCUUCGAUGCAAUUUAUGCAAUUGAAGCAACAUGUCAUGCCCCUGAUGCGCUAGGCUGCUACAAGGAGAUUUACAGAGUGUUGAAGCCUGGUCAAUGUUUUGCUGCCUAUGAGUGGUGCAUGACCGACCAUUUUAACCCUGAAAAUGAAGUACACCAGAAGAUUAAAGCUGAAAUUGAGCUUGGUAAUGGCCUCCCUGAUGUAAGAUCAACAAGACAAUGCCUUGAGGCCCUGAAACUUGCUGGAUUCGAGGUUAUAUGGGAGAAGGACCUCGCUGUAGAUUCACCUCUGCCAUGGUAUUUGCCAUUGGACACUAGUGUUAUCUCCAUAACUAGCUUUCGAUUGACAUCUUUCGGAAGGUUUUUAACCAAAUCCAUGGUCAAAGCACUAGAGUUUGUCCGUCUCGCCCCAGCAGGAAGCGAUAGAGUUUCCUCAUUUCUCGAGAAGGCAGCUGAAGGGCUUGUUGAAGGUGGAAGGAAGGAGAUAUUUACCCCAAUGUACUUCUUCUUGGUCCGAAAGCCACACUCAGCCUCUUGAGAUUCAUGAGUGGUCAGUUAUUAGCUGCAGAAGCCUCGGGGUUUCUGUUCGCCUGGGUGUAGGAUUAUGUUUUAACGAAAAAUUGUCAACUUUUAAGCUUUAUUUUUUAAUUUUUUUAAUUUAAACAUGAUUCAAUUUCUCUGUCAAAACUUGGUUCUGAGUGAAUGCGGGAUGGCUUUUUGUGACCUUGAUGUAUUAUCAUCUCUAUCAGGAAAAAAACAAAGCAAAGCCAGCUGUAUGUUUUAUGGGAGCGUUAGAACUGGACUGGUACUGUUGACUGUUGAAAGUUCUAUGAUUAUAUUAGUUCUCCAACUAA
Asparagus officinalis (garden asparagus) is the source of this 1623-nucleotide messenger RNA. RefSeq names its product cycloartenol-C-24-methyltransferase 1. Lineage: Eukaryota; Viridiplantae; Streptophyta; Magnoliopsida; Asparagales; Asparagaceae. The record is from RefSeq and is a predicted model, not a curated record. Gene Ontology annotation, biological process: sterol biosynthetic process. The transcript is spliced from 13 exons. Bases 258 to 1307 code for a protein of 349 amino acids. Gene Ontology annotation, molecular function: sterol 24-C-methyltransferase activity. Gene Ontology annotation, cellular component: endoplasmic reticulum.